Lytechinus pictus (painted urchin) is the source of this 5518-nucleotide messenger RNA. Its product is annotated as E3 ubiquitin-protein ligase ZNF598-like. Gene Ontology annotation, biological process: rescue of stalled cytosolic ribosome; protein ubiquitination. Lineage: Eukaryota; Metazoa; Echinodermata; Echinoidea; Temnopleuroida; Toxopneustidae. The record is from RefSeq and is a predicted model, not a curated record. Bases 145 to 2604 code for a protein of 819 amino acids. The transcript has 6 exons. Gene Ontology annotation, molecular function: ribosome binding; ubiquitin protein ligase activity.
GCUUUGGUAUGGUCAAAGGUCAUCCUUGUACCGGUAAAAAUCCACGCACGAGCCAACGUAAGUCGUCAUACGUUCACUAGCUGUCGAUUCCGAUCAAUUUAGAAAGUCUCCUUUUUCGAUAAGAACAAGAAUUCUGCAAGGAAAAUGUCGAAAACAACUGAUAGUCUGGCAUCUACCUGUGUCCUGUGUUGUCAGGAGAUCAAGAUUUAUGCCAUAGGGCCUUGUAAUCACCCCAUCUGUUUCAAGUGUUCUACCAAGAUGAGGGUGAUCUGUCAUCAAAUGUAUUGUGCAGUGUGCCGCUCUGAAAUGCCAAAGGCCAUAUUCACCAACAAGUUGCAUCCUUUUGAUGGGAUCAUCUCUCACAAGUUUCCCAACGAUCGCAAGAGUGGCAUCUUCUUUGGUACCACUCGCAUUCAGGAGGAGUAUCGUAAAAUCGUGGCCAACAAGUGUCAGAUCUGUGGCAUCAAGCGUGAACCAGAUGACAACUUCAGGAAGCUUCAGGAGCACAUGCGAAAAGAACAUGAACUCUUCUCUUGUCAGCUUUGUGUUGAUCAUAUUAAGGUGUUGCCAUCCGAGCGUAAGUUUUACACUCGCAAGGAGCUAGCUUUUCAUCGUCGUUCUGGAGACCGAGACGAUACCUCGUACCGUGGCCAUCCUCUUUGUGAAUUCUGUGAUGAUCGUUACUUUGACAAUGAUGAGCUUCAUCGCCACCUGCGCAAGGAUCAUUACUUCUGUCAUUUCUGUGAGACCGAUGGUGUGACCAAUGAAUACUAUGGUGAAUACGAAGACCUGGAGGACCAUUUCCGCUCGGACCACUUUCUCUGCGAAGAAGACAAAUGCCAUACUGAGAAGUUUCUUGGCGCGUUCCGGACCGAGAUCGAUCUCAAGGCUCACAAGGCUAAGUGCCACUCUGGAAAAAUGACCAAGAUGCAAGCUAAGCAGACUAGACAGGUGGAUGUAGAGAUCAAUCUACCAUCAAGGCAGAGAGACUAUCCACGGGGACAGAGAGAUGGUGCUCAUGGUGGUGGAGCUAGAGGUGGAAGAAACAGAUAUCCAAAAGUCAGAACCUCCAGAGACACAGAAAUGGCAAUUGAAGCAUCCCUGGAAACAGCGCAUAGAGAAGCAGUGCAACGGCAAGAUGAACGGAAAAAGAAAAUUGUGGUUAAAGCGAAAAAAGAGGAAAGGAGAACUCGUGGUAUUGGACGCCGAAGACCAGGUUCUCCAGUAGAUUCCUUACAACCCAAAACAGAGACGAAGAAUAGACUGGUUGUUGAGGAAGACAAAGAAAAUGAAAUUUUAAAGCCUGGUGGCGGCAUUGACCCGAUAUCCAAUGCAGAUACUAAAGCUUCAAAUAUUGAUAAGAAAGCACCAGAUUUAGCUGACUUUCCCACAUUGGCUGAACCUAGCCAACCUUUUCAGAUGGGAGGAAAGUGGGCUACAGCAUCCCACCAGACUCAAGACGAUUUCCCGUCUCUAGGAAAUGGAGAUGGUACCGUUAAUAAUAUUCCUUUAAACACAGCUCCAUCAUUUGGGUUUUAUAGUUCGUUACUUGGAAACAACGCCGCUCCAGUAUCAUCAACAGUGGAAGCUAGGCAAACUGUCCCACGGAGAGCAGAUGAUGAUGCAGAAUUCCCUACUCUGAGUUCGAUUGCUAGUUUGCUAGGUGGAAAUCAGAAAAAGAAUAAAACAAAGAAAAAUAAAAAUAAACAGCCUCCAGUUAGUACUGCAAAUCAAGACUCCAAGGUCAUGAAUUAUAGUUCAGCAAUGGAAACUAGUGGGAAGGGAAAUAAAAGUGAGAAAAGCAAUGUUGAUGCCAAGGUGAAAUUAGCGACGGAGAAGCCAGCAACUUCAGUUCCCUCCAAACCAACAACCAUUAUUGAUCCUAGUGCAUCCUCGGUGUCUUCGGAUUCCUCCAAUUCAAGACCUCCUCCAGGUUUUGCCGCCUUUUCUUUGAUGUCAUCAUCUAGUGUCCAUGCACCACCUCCUGGUUUCUCUACAUCUUCUGUCGCUAAGCCUCUUCCACCUGGUUUCUCUUCCCUACCAGCCUCUACGACAUCAGGACCAGAGUUUGUUCAGCCUCCAAACUUCAAGCAGCGGAACCGAGAUCUUGUGGCCAAGAUCCAAGGCUUCUGCUUCGACGAUGACGAAUUGUUCGGUCAGUUCAAACAGGAUUCUGGCGAGUUCCGUCAGGGUAUGAUCCCUGCCCAUGAAUAUUACCGUCGCUGCAUGCAAACUCUCUCAGAAGAAAACUUCCAAAGUGUAUUCCACGAGUUGGUCACUCUUCUUCCAGAUCUGGCGAAGCAGCAGGAUCUCCUUGCGGCUCACAACGAUUACAAGGCUGCCAAGAGACAGGCCCCGAAAGACACCGUCUUGAAGAUCAGCAACGCUAAACCUUCAAAAUCAAGUUCUAAAGCAUGGAAGUCGUCUACGGGUAAGACGGAGAGUAGCACUGUGUGCUCUGUCUGUUCUCAAAUUGUUCUUGCCAAAGAUCUAGCAGAACAUAUGAAUGUCCAUGAUGACUUUCCUGCUCUGUCAUCGAGCAAGUCAUCGAGGCCAGUUCCGACACCAGCAUGGAGUGCUCCCUCGUGGGGCAGGGGAAAAUGAACUUGCAUAUAAAUUUGAUUAUCUCUGACUUCAAUCAUACACUUGUAACCCUGAGAGCACUUCUAUUACAGUAACUUUUUUAUUCGGUUUUAGUUUACCUUUAAAUUUCUUUUAUUUCUUUUCUUUGUUUCUUUAUUUCCCCUUCAUUUUCAUACCACUUGUUCUUGUUUUGUUUUACCAUGGUUUUCAACCAAUGAAAUAAUUUGUACAUAUGUAUGGACAUCAAAGAAAUAUCUUGGUGUAAGUAUGUUUUCCCAUGAAUAAUGCAACUGGUUUCUUUAGUGUAAGAAUGCGUGUAGUAUAGCUCGGUUGACACUUGCACGCAGUGUGGUUCCCGCAUAGUUUGCGCACACAAACUCAUCCGGGCCAAUGCGCGAACUGUGCGUGCCAGCUUGCCGGCAGGUGAGUGCCAGUGUGUGAAAUGCAUGCCAAAAUUUUCAACAUGUUGAAAAUUUUGGCAUACAUUACAAAUUUGUGAACUGUUCUUGAACUAUGUGCAACCAAUGCUCAACCUAGUCGUGCCACUGCGUGACACCGAAAUAUAAAUUUUGUGGCGCAAAAAAUAGUAGGCACACCCCCAGGGUAGUCGCACGCAGUUCACGACUAGUUCAUAACAGGGUCACAUACUUUGCGCAUAGUCUAAGCUAAGUUCUCGCAUAGUUCGUGAAUGAUAUGCGCAAAAAUAUGAAUACAGAACAUGUGAUCAGAGAAGUCGUCCUAAUCAACGAACGUAGAGGGUGUCAACACCAGAACGUUGGAAUAUUUAAAUUUACGCUAGAUAAGUCACAGAAUAGGGUGUCGAGAAUAUUUGCUGAAAGCACGUCGGGACAGUGCGUGAAGUAUGCGCAAACAUGUCAUGAACGUGUCGGGGACAAUGCAUGAAUUGAUAUAGCCAAGUCGUGCCAUAAAUUGUCCUGCUCUGGCACACAAUAAUGCGGGCACCAUCGUGCGUGCAAGUGUCAACCGGGCAUAUGGGUUGAUUUUUCUUUUACUGUUAUCUGAAACACAUGGGUGGUAUUCUGUUAAAUAAUUUAACCUAGGUUUAAUCCGAAACUAAACAUGAAUGAAUGCUAAAUUUCAUCUUUCUCCGUAUUCAUGACUACCAUUUAAUAAAUUUCAAUAGAGACUCAUCAUAUUAAUCUCAUUUCACAGCACAAUAACUUUUUGACAUCUUUCUGCUGCAGGAUUUGAACAAUAUUUAAUACCAGGUGAGUGAGUUGAGAAAUGGCACUCCAUAAAAGAUGUAGUCAAUCAAGGGUUAACUAAACAAUUGAUAGUAUUAGAAUACCACCUAUGGUGAGCAGGAAAAGAAUAGAUUGGUUUACCUUAAGUUUCAGGUGUUCCUAUUUUUUAAGAGGGUGAGGGUGUAUUUGACUUUCAUUAAGCUUGUCUUUGAAGAUUACUCCUUUGAAACUUACAACUUUUAGGACUUCUUCGUGUUCAUCUUAAAACUUCAACCCCACCGUAAUCAAGUUGAGGCUAUAUGCAAACUAUUGCAUCGAGCCUCAGUUGAUCGCACUGUAUUUUGUGCUUACCGUGGUGCAUGUGCACUGAGGGUUUUAUAUUUGGGAGCUUACCUUGCCGCUGUUACAAUGUGCACACAUAGUAGAAUAGAGCAAUUUUUAAAACAAAAUUAUUGUGUAGAUUCAAACAAUUUCAGACUCUGCAUUUUUCUUACUUUUCCUCUCCCUUAUGCUCAAGGUAGAUGUGCAAUUCAAGAUGCAAGGAAUGUAGAUGGUUGAGAUACAGUGUACUGUACUCUCAAUUAGUUUUCUUCUAUUUAUUUUGUUUAGAUCAUCUCAUUAGCCUUGGCAAAUCAAUGGUGCGACGCAAGUUUUUAGUGCUUUAUUUAUGACAUUGGUUCUUGUCAGUACCUGGAUGUGUGUUGGAAUCAGUGUUUGAAAAGACACUAUUACAACACUUUUAAGAUGGGGGGUGCUAAUCUAGCCCCCCCCCCCUACUCUGACGUUUUUCACAAUAACUUCACCAUACAAACUCAUUUCUCUCACAUUUCAUGCAUAUUUUUUGACAUUUUUUGUGUGUGUGUUGAUCAAGUAUACAUUUCUGGGCUCAUGGUAUAUUUUUUGUAACCUGUCACAGAAAAAAAAGUAUGUUUUCAUCAUGUGGUUUGUUAAAAAUAUUGUUUCCAAAGCAUCUCCCUAUUUCUCAUUAGAUCAAAGACUUUGCUUAUGCUGAUAAUGUUCCCAUACAGAAAAAACAGAUUGAAAAUUAAUAAUUCCUAGAGAAUGAACAAUACAUAGGAAACUAAGCUCAAUGCUUCCUUUUAGAUAGUGGCCAUGUGGUUCUGGCUCUCACCUUUGAGUCAGAGGGGUCGCGGGUUCGAAUCCCUGCCUUGAUAUUUCCUUCAGCAAGAAAUCUAUCCUCAACAUGAGACACUCAACCCAGUCUGGGUUACCCAGGUGAAGUAAAUGGGUACAUGACAGGAAUUUAUUCCUUAAAACAAUAGUUGAACUGUUAAAGCAAGGGUAAUUAUGCUGCAGUAGAGCACUAUAUUAAGCAUGAAUGAUGAUUAUUAUCAUACAUGUAUGAAAGUAGAUAUGAUUUUAUCAUGAAGCAAUAAAGUACCUAUUUAAUAUAUUACUUUAAGGUAGAAUGUUUAUGUUGCAACUACAUGCAGUGACUACCUAUUAUUAUUAUGUUAAAAAAAUUAUUCAUUGCUGUAAAUUCUAUUAUAUUUCAUCCUAGCUGGAUGGUUUUUUUUUUUUGGGGGGGGGGUGAGAAUUUGAUGUUUUAUGUUUUAACUGAUGUAUCUUUACAAGUAUGUAAUAUCUGUACAAUGGUCACAGGUAUGCAACUAGAAACUUGUUCUAUUUUUAAAAACUUUCUGCACUGUAAAUCAUAUAUUUGUGAUGUAUCGGUUACAUUGUUUAUUAAAGAUAAUUGGAAAAAGAAA